Molecule: messenger RNA, 231 nt
Organism: Melampsora larici-populina 98AG31
Lineage: Eukaryota; Fungi; Basidiomycota; Pucciniomycetes; Pucciniales; Melampsoraceae
Exons: 4
Cellular component (GO): membrane
Source: RefSeq, a predicted model, not a curated record
AUUCUCAUUUUGGUCGCUGUCGUCUUUCCACCUGCAUCAGCGCUGUUCCUAACAGGAUGCGGCUGUGAUUUUCUCAUCAACAUACUUUUGACAGUACUUGGCUACAUUCCAGGGCACGUUCACGCCUUCUAUCUGAUCUACAAACGUAUGCAGGCCGAAGAGCGAUACGGACACGAGGGUUACAAAUACAUCGGAAAUGCAACAUACGUCAGUGUAAACCUCUCUUCGUGA